CAAGUUAACGAUAUAUCGAUCAGGGUAACUACUACUUACUAUUAAUCCCAGUAUCAAAACCAUUUUUGCUUUUUGGUUCAAAGUCAAAAUUAAUGGCGACGCAUAUUGUUAAUGGCGGAAAGGAGAUUAUAGAGGAGGAAGAGAAGGCAUUAAUCGCUUCAUCAUCUUCAUUGAAGCAGAUGCCUUUCUUAUCACUCAAUCACGUCUCCUUUAUCUGCAAAUCUGUUCGUAGAUCCGUCAAGUUUUACAGCGAUGUUCUGGGAUUCGUUCUUAUCAGACGUCCUUCCUCCUUCGACUUCGAAGGCGCUUGGUUGUUCAGCAAUGGGAUUGGAAUACAUUUGUUAGAAGUUGAGAGGACUCCAACAAAAACAGGAGCUAUCAAUCCAAAAGACAACCAUAUUUCGUUUCAGUGUACAGAUAUGGAUCUCAUAAUCAAGAAACUUGAACGAUUGGGUAUCAAGUAUGUGACAGCGGUGGUGAAAGAAGGUGGUGUAGAGGUGAACCAGUUAUUCUUCCAUGAUCCAGAUGGUUACAUGAUUGAGAUCUGCAACUGCCAUGUUCUUCCUGUGCUUCCGAUCACCUCAUUCCCCCUCAAAAAGCUCCCAGCAGCUCCACAGAUCGACAAUGGCGGAUCCUCCUUCUAUGAGAAUAUGAGCUCCGAGAAUUACUAUUGUGGAGAAGAUGAAGUGUUGAUGAUGGACAAUUUUUUGGUAGACAUGAUGGGUAUCUCCUUUUAAGAUCAUACAAAAGAAAAUUAAAUAGAGUGAGCUGGAUUCAGGAAGAUUUUUUUGUAUCAUUUGCUAUAUUUUUCAUUAAAAGGAGAGUUAUUAAUCUGUGUACGUAAUUGUAUAAAAGUAGUGGAAGAAGAAACAAAACCCCU
This is a messenger RNA of Lactuca virosa, 880 nucleotides long. Lineage: Eukaryota; Viridiplantae; Streptophyta; Magnoliopsida; Asterales; Asteraceae. The record is from the annotation of a GenBank genome assembly.